GGAGCAAACAUGGAGGGGCGCGACCGCCGCCGGAGCAUCUCUUCGUCGUCGUCCGGGCGGCGCACGCCGACGCCGGAGCCGGAGAGGGAGCGGUGGGCGUGGAGCCCCGCGUGGUCACGGCCGCUCUCCGUCGACGGCGGCGGAGGUGGCAGGGCGGCCUCGCUCAGGUCGCUCUUCAGGUCGAUCGGGGUCUGGUUCAGCUCGCUCUCCACGCCCUCGUCGUCGUCGUCUUCCUCCUCCAGCAGCAACGCGAGGAGGACGAGGAGGAGGAGCAAGGAGGCCGACGACUUGAUCAAGAAGCCGCCUUUGCCGAGGCCGCCUGGCGGCGAGGGGAAGCCGCCGCCGUCGAUGCGAGGGAUGUACAACGGCAGCAGGGGCGGGGGAAGGGGCGGCAGCACGACGCAGUUCCAGAGCUCGGUGUUCUCCAUGGAGGAGAUUCUGCGGGCCACCAACAACUUCUCGCCGGCGCUCAAGAUCGGGCAGGGCGGCUUCGGCGCCGUGUACAAGGGCGUCCUCCCCGACGGCACCCUCGUCGCCGUCAAGCGCGCCAAGCUCCGGACGCAGAACCCGCACGUGGACGUGGAGUUCCGGAGCGAGGUGAAGGCCAUGGCCCGCAUCGAGCACCAGAGCCUCGUCCGCUUCUACGGCUACCUCGAGUGCGGCCAGGAGCGGAUCAUCGUUGUCGAGUUCGUCCCCAACGGCACGCUCCGCGAGCACCUCGACAGGUGCAACGGGAGGGUGCUGGAUUUCGGGGCGCGGCUGGAGAUCGCCAUCGACGUGGCGCACGCGGUGACGUACCUGCACAUGUACACGGACCACCCCAUCAUCCACCGGGACAUCAAGUCGUCGAACGUGCUGCUGACGCCGUCGCUGCGCGCCAAGGUGGCCGACUUCGGGUUCGCGCGGCUGGGCGUCGGGGAGGCCGGCGCCGCCGACGGCGUGACGCACGUGACGACGCAGGUGAAGGGCACGGCGGGGUACCUCGACCCGGAGUACCUCAAGACGUGCCAGCUCACCGACCGGAGCGACGUCUACUCCUUCGGCGUGCUGCUACUGGAGCUGGCCUCCGGGCGCCGCCCCAUCGAGACGAAGCGGGAGAUGCGGGAGCGGCUCACGGCGCGGUGGGCGAUGCGCAAGUUCGUCGACGGCGCGGCGGCCGACGUGCUGGACCCGUACCUGCCGCGGACGCCGGCGACGGUGCGCGCGGCGGAGAUGGUCAUGGAGCUGGCGUUCCGCUGCCUGGGCCCGGUGAGGCACGACAGGCCGAGCAUGGGCGAGUGCUGCAGGGCGCUGUGGGCGGUCAGGAAGGCGUACCGGGACAUGGUGCAGGCCGCCGCCGGCGACGAGACGCCGCUGUCCGACCGGGCCAGCUCCUCCGCAGCCAGCACCAGCACCGGCACCGGUGGCGACCGGAGCGGCGAGCUCUGGAGGAAUUAAUCAAACUUUUUUUUCUCUGUAAAUACGCAAGAAAGAUUAUAUUUCUGUUCUUGUUGAUGCUGUUGUGAAUUGUGUGAUCGGACUAAUCGCUGACACGGUCGGAAUGCGAUUUCUUUUCUUCUUUAUCUGU
Molecule: messenger RNA, 1567 nt
Organism: Oryza brachyantha (malo sina)
Lineage: Eukaryota; Viridiplantae; Streptophyta; Magnoliopsida; Poales; Poaceae
Product: calmodulin-binding receptor-like cytoplasmic kinase 2
Exons: 3
Coding region: 10-1437 (475 amino acids)
Biological process (GO): protein phosphorylation
Molecular function (GO): protein kinase activity; ATP binding
Source: RefSeq, a predicted model, not a curated record